AAGCCUAGCAGAGGCGCGACGCCCUCCUCCCGCCUCUCCGCCUACUCCAGCCUCCGCCGCCUCAGCUUCCCGAGCGAGCCCUGCGGCCGCCGGAGCAGCUCCCGCGGCGGAGCCGGAGCCGGAUGGUCAGAGGAGCCCGGCAGCCCCAGCAGCCGCGGAGUCGCCUGGCCCCCAGAUUGACUGGCACAGUGGAGAAACCACCUCGAAAACGGAAAAGCAGGACUGAAUUUGCUCUUAAAGAAAUCAUGUCCUCUGGAGGUGCUGAAGAUGACAUCCCACAGGGAGAGAGGAAAACAGUUACAGAUUUUUGUUAUCUUCUGGAUAAAUCUAAGCAACUGUUCAAUGGGUUAAGAGAUUUGCCACAGUAUGGGCAGAAGCAGUGGCAGUCCUAUUUUGGAAGAACUUUUGAUGUUUACACCAAACUCUGGAAGUUCCAGCAGCAACAUCGACAAGUCUUGGAUAAUCGGUAUGGCUUAAAGCGGUGGCAAAUAGGGGAAAUUGCAUCUAAGAUUGGGCAGCUAUACUACCAUUAUUACCUACGCACAUCUGAGACCAGCUAUCUGAACGAGGCUUUCUCCUUCUAUUCUGCAAUCAGACAGAGAUCAUAUUAUUCUCAAGUCAAUAAAGAAGACAGACCUGAGUUGGUAGUUAAGAAGCUACGGUACUAUGCAAGAUUUAUAGUAGUUUGUCUUCUUCUCAACAAAAUGGAUGUUGUAAAGGAUCUGGUGAAGGAAUUGUCAGAUGAAAUUGAAGAUUAUACUCACCGCUUUAAUACUGAAGAUCAAGUGGAAUGGAAUCUAGUACUUCAAGAAGUAGCAGCUUUCAUUGAGGCGGACCCUGUAAUGGUAUUAAAUGAUGAUAAUACCAUUGUUAUCACAUCUAAUCGCCUUACUGAAACAGGAGCCCCAUUGCUGGAACAGGGCAUGAUUGUGGGACAGUUGUCUCUGGCUGAUGCACUCAUUAUUGGUAAUUGUAAUAACCAGGUUAAGUUCAGUGAACUAACUGUUGACAUGUUCCGGAUGUUACAAGCCCUGGAAAGGGAGCCAAUGAAUUUAGCUUCCCAGAUGAAUAAGCCAGGAAUGCAGGAAUCUGCUGACAAACCUACCAGACGAGAAAACCCCCACAAGUAUCUGCUCUACAAACCAACCUUCAGCCAACUGUACACAUUCUUAGCAGCAUCUUUUAAGGAGCUGCCUGCCAAUAGUGUGCUUCUGAUUUACCUGUCAGCCACUGGCGUUUUCCCCACAGGUCGUUCUGAUAGUGAAGGUCCUUAUGAUUUUGGAGGGGUGCUUACUAAUAGUAACCGGGAUAUUAUAAAUGGAGAUGCCAUCCACAAACGAAAUCAGUCCCACAAGGAAAUGCACUGCCUUCAUCCUGGAGAUCUCUAUCCUUUCACAAGGAAGCCCAUGUUUAUCAUUGUGGAUUCAUCCAAUAGUGUUGCAUAUAAGAAUUUCACAAACUUAUUUGGACAGCCACUAGUCUGCUUGCUUUCUCCUACAGCAUAUCCAAAAGCUUUACAAGAUCAAUCUCAACGAGGUAGCCUCUUCACUCUCUUUUUGAACAAUCCUCUAAUGGCCUUCCUAUUUGUCUCUGGAUUGUCAAGCAUGCGUAGAGGCCUGUGGGAAAAAUGUCAAGAAUAUCUUCGAAAAAUCAACCGCGAUAUUGCCCAGCUACUCACCCAUUCACGUUCAAUAGAUCAGGCAUUUCUCCAGUUUUUUGGGGAUGAAUUUCUUCGUUUGCUUCUCACAAGAUUUAUCUUUUGUUCAGCCACCAUGAGGAUGCACAAGAUUUUUCGGGAAACACGAAAUUAUCCAGAAUCAUAUCCACAACUGCCAAGGGAUGAAACUGUGGAGAAUCCUCAUCUCCAGAAGCACAUUCUGGAAUUAGCCUCCAUUCUGGAUGUACGAAACUUGUUCCUUGAGAAUACCAUAGAUGACUAUUAGAAAAAAAAUCCUCCUGUUGAAACAGUUUUUCAUUGGCCACAGAUUUUAAAUGGUGCAGUUUUCUAAUGUGAGACAGACACAUAGUGGUGUUACUUCGUUUUUAUUUUUAAAUUUAGGACCACCAUUUUAAAAACAAACUGAGAAAAAUUGUUCGAUCUUUUAGGGUAACUGUUUUAAAAUGCAAUCUUUCAGGUCUUUUAAAAACCUCAAUUAAUCUUAGACUUUUUAUUUUUUGGUUUUGAGGUAUGGAUACUUAUCUCCAACAUCUAAUCUUACACUCAGAUAGUUACUGUUUUCACCCUGAGAAGAGUAAAUCAUUUAUUUUUAUAUAAUGCAGAAAAUCCAACUCUUAUACUUGGACCUUAAAUGUGUGGAUUUGGAAAGAAACUAGCCAGCAUGGACUACUAAAAACCAAGAACAGUCCUUCCAUAGUAUUUCUUUUCAUUCCAACUUAGGUAGAAAAAUGUGUGAUUCUUUGAAGCAUAAUCGAGACAGUUCUGAAAUCAUUUAAUUCAUUUAAAUACUGUCAAACGUCAAGAAAUUGUAUAGGAUUGAUUUACAUCUGAAAGUUAAAUCUUUACUUAGGGUCUUAAGAUGAUAAAUAUCAUUGAAUGUGUGAGUCCUGUGUUAUCAUAAGACAUAUUUGCAUAUUUUGUUCUCUUUGUAGUGUCUGAAUGCUGGAAAUGAAAAAGAACAACUUCUAAGUAUUUCAGUGAAAAAACCAAAUUGUUGGUUUCAUAAUACAGUGUGUCCAGUUCAAACUGUAUUUAAAACUCUUAAUUCAUGAGAUCAAGUUUAAAUACUGUCUAGAUUGAAGUCUGUGGCACAUGGUACAGAAUCUCUUGGCCUCAUUCAAAUUUAUGAGACUUCAAAGUCAGAGAUGUUACUGAGUUUAGUUGUGGGUAGGGGCUCGGGGAACUGAAUUGUUACUUAAUUUAAAAUAGAAGUUGCUUUUGCGUUGACAAUUUGGAAAUAAGAUUUUUUUAAUGCGCCUUGUAUUUAAUAUUUUAUAUUCAUGCCCAAGUUUUUUAUUAUUUUAAAUAGGGCUCAGUGUAUAGUAUAAAGAUUUUUGUGUUUUUCUUUCCCGUCAUCUCCUUCAUAAUUUCACAGGUACCAGCUAUGAUUCUCCCCAACCCCACCUUUGAUUUGAGAGCAUUCAUGUUCAGAAGUCUAAGAAUCAAAAGCCCUUCUAUCUAAUUUUCUGUACAGGCUCAUAUUCUACCUCUGGCAGUCCCAGGGAAAUGAGGUGAUUGCUUUUGGUGCCUCCUUUCCUGUGUCCCUAGGGAAAUUUUACUGUAAUAUUUUUAACUUGGUUUUCAUUUCUGACAUAAGGAAUUAUUUGGAUCUAAGUUAUUCAUAUACCUGUUCUAAUUUGCUGAUUUUUCAUCUGAAGUCUUGAAGUUAUUCUUCAUUUUGAGGACUUUGUAGCGUUAUAUUGACUUAAAAUUAUUUUUGUUCUUUUGAACAUUUUUUAGAAAGCUUUAGAAAAGUUACCCUGGAGAGAGAUUUCCUUUGCCUUUUCAUUAUCAGAUAAAGACUGCUUUCCCUUUUUUUUUUUAGCGCCCUAACAAACUUCAUAGCUUUUCUUUCAUAACGGUGUUCACUGGGACUGCAGCAAUAGACUGUCCUUAAUUGUCUGACUUCUUGAUUCAAUUCCCCUGAAGUUCUGUGCCAGUAAUGUUUCUAACAACAUGGAUUUUCCUGUUCUCUAAUGCUUAAAUAUUUGUUGACCUGAGCUUUAUCCUCACCUGUUUAGUGUAAAGAACACUGGUGUGAGAACAAGGAGACCUGAGUUCUAAUCCUGGCUUUCCUGGUAACUAGCAUUAUGACCUUUGACAAGUGUCCUCACGUUUCUGCUUUUUAGCACUCUCAUCUGUAAAAUGAAGGUGUUGGCCCAAGAUCCUACCCAAUUCUAUACUAUUAUUUGAAAUCUUGGUUCCAAAUGGUACUGAUUUUCCUACCUCUGCCACCUGGAAUACUAGUUUCUCUGAUUUUAACGCCUUUUCUUUUCUAGAUUAUAUUUAACUCAUUUUUGUUCAAGAAAAUAUCUGGGUCCCACUUAAUUGUAGGAACUAUUUCAGAGAAUCUCCUGAGGAAAUGAUAGGUUUAUUAUUAGAAACAUGGUUGCCCAAGAACAAGGGGUUUUAGAGCUCAAAACUAGGGUUUAAAUUAUGACAUUGCUCCUUUAGCUAAUAGUGUAAUUCCUUACUAGUAGUUAAAGUCUUAAGUGAAGUUAAAUGAUCUUGAAUUUUCAAAGAGAAAAGCUACUAGAAAAUUCCAAAAUCUUGCUUCAAUCAUGCCUUAAAAAGAAAAAAAAGCCAAGUGUAUUCUAGAUUUUGUUCUAGGCAUUGAGAAAGCAAACAAAGUAGACUUAAAAAUCUUUGUUCUCAGGAAGCUUACAUUCUGGUAGGAGGAGUCAGGCAAUAAACAUAAUUAAAUUUAUGUUAGAAAGUUGUCAGUAGUAUGAAGAAACUUUAGGGCAUGGUAAGGGAAAUUUUUUGUCUGUUUUUGAGUGAAGAACAAUGUUUAAAUGAGUGAUCAGGGUAGACUUUACUCAGAUCACAUUUGUGCGAAUACUUCAUGUUUGUCUUUUUUUUUUUUUACUUUAUAUUAUGAAAAAUAUAAACAUAAAUAGAGUUUAAUGAACCCUCUUGUACUCAUCACCAGCUUCUACAUUUUAAAGCAUGGCUUUAAUUAAAGAAGAAGAAAUGUAAAAUGACAAUCACCCACUGGGGUUAAGAUGGCAAUGGCAUAGAAUCUCAUUUUUUCAGUGCAUAUUGCUCCCCUUUAUAAAUAUAAAAGUGUUGAUCCCUUUAUUUAUUUAUUUUUAGAAUGCAUAGAAAUUUAAAUGUUGGAACUAAGAACAAAGCAGAGUGAUGAGAAAGAGCACUUCUUUGUUUUCAAAUUGCACAAACUCCCCCUGGAGAUUCUGAUACAGUCUCUCAAUUCCCUUAAGAAUCACUGUAAACAAAAUAGGAAGUAUAAGAUUGUACAAAAUCAGUUAUACAUGAAACAAAUUAAGCACAAUGGAAUUACUUUCUCUUUCUUUCUCCAUGUAUUUCUGAACUUGGUAUAGCAGCUAUCUUCCCUAUUUUACAGAAGAGAAAGCUGAGACCCAAAAAAGCUCAGUUUAUUCAUAAUGAUACAGCUAGAACUAAAACUCAAAUCUCCUCAUCUCAGUCCAGUCUUUCCAGUACUCAGAUUGCUUUCUAUAAUGAGCAAGAAAUAAUUAGAGAUUUAUAUUUUGGCACAAAAGGUUAUGGUAUUUUAAAAAUAUAUCAAAUAUUGAAGCCAGUCAAUCAGCUAGCCCUAGCAAAUUUUUACUUAUUAAUUAUAAAAUAUCCACACAUCAGAUGUUUUAGCUUUGAUUUUAGCCAGGAUAUAUUCUUUGUAUGUGUGUGUGUGUUUUCCUCCUAGGAAGUGGUGCUCUCAAAACCUCUCAAAGCACACAGAAUUUAUUGUAUCCUUUGUAUUUUUACCAAGUUGAAAUGUUUUGAGAUUCUAAAAGCAAAGUGCAAUCUAGUGGUGACUGAAAUUUUCCUGAUAUAUGAUCUAGGUUUUAUUUUUUCCUCACUUGUGGCUACUGCCCCUUAUUCUUAUAAUAGAAUUCCCUGAAACAGAUUAGGUGGUGGAAGUACUAAAUUUCAUUGAAGUAAAGGGAAAAGCAACAAAACUGGUUAUGUAUCAAUUAUGGAACUCUCUUCAGUGUUCUUCGCCAAAUUUAAUCUCUGACCUGUGUGACUUAGUAACUUUCUGUCUCUUAGAAGAGGUUUGGACUCAGUUGAAAAUCUUGUACUUAGUUUUCCACAGAGACUUGUUGUCAGCCUGAUUAAUAUAGAGACCAUUCUGGACUGGAAAUACAGUAGGAUGCCAAGGUUUGCAAACCUGGCUGCUGUCAGUGAUUCAGAACCUUCUCACCCUAAAUGAGUACAAAGAUUUGAUGUGAGUAUGAAUGGUAUGAAUCUCCCAGUGAUAUUUUGGGUAUAUAUGUUCCUGUUUGGAGAGUAUAAAGGGUAUUUACAUUGAGGGCUCUUUUGUUGACUUUAUUUAUUUAAAGUUCUUAUUUUAUUUGUAAUGGCAUGUGUGUAUUUUUGUGAUGCUAAAUGCAAUCUCUGUGUAUACUUUUGUAUAUAUGUACAUAUUUGUAAAUAUAUUGGUAUGCAAUGAUACAGUACGUGUAUAUUAUAUACCCAUACCCAUUGUGGGCUGAAUUUAUUUAAGUUCUGUGAGGACAUCAUAGUGGCAUUAUUCAUGCUGCUGUAAUUAGGUUGUGGCUAUAUCUCAUUCAUGAGCCUCUAUUUUGAGGGGCUUGUGUUUGGGUAAAAUGGACUAAUUUGGAGUUGAAAUUAGGAUAUGAAGAUCUUAACAGAAAGCUGGAUAUUCUUAGCUUUAAAUCAUCUGCCAGUUUCCAUUUAAACUGAUGAUAAAUUCAUGACAUAAAUCUGAAAGACCUAAGUAUGUGAAACUAAGACACCAGCAAGUUCUUAAGCUAUAUUAGUCCAUUAUUUUCUUGACCCAUAGUUGACUAUUAUUACUGAGUAUAUUUAUAUUGAGAAUCAAGGGACUGUGGGAAAAAUUACUUUGAUCACAUUUCAGAAUAACUAGGAAAAUGUCCUUUAAAUAGGGAUUCCUAGUUGCCAUUUCAAUACCUUAAACUAAAUUUUAAUUCUGGAACAAUAUUUUUCACCAAUGUGUCUCAUUUUAUAUCUGUCUCUGUGAGGCAGAAAAAGGGGCAUUAGCUAGGGGAGGGCUUCAUGGAGAUGGGGUGGGAUUUAAUAAGGAACAGGGGGUUGUUAAUCUGUAUAUUUGCAGCAGCUGUGAUUAAUUUAGUCCUGUCUUAGCAUCUCCAAUUAUUGAUUUUUCUUUUUGGAGUUGCGUAUCAAAGAUGAGUAUGCUCAUCUGAGAAAAGGCUUCCAGUGAAUAAAAUGCCUUCAGUUGUAUUUCUUUGUCUCUAUGAGACCACUUGUGUUCUGCAAAUUGAUGACAUGUUCACACAUGAAGUAGGGUUCUUAAUAUUAAGUGCAUGGUGUGCUUUAAAAUCUGGGCCUUCAAACCUCUACCAAGGAUAGAGGAGGAUAUCCUCUUAGAGGAUAGUAAGUAAGUAUGUGCAGUGCCAAUUUGUGAACCUGUGGAAUAUCAGAGUAUCAAUGUUCGGUUGCUCCUGCCUUCAUGGGCAUGUUCAUUUGCAUGGGAGAGUGUAGGAGAUGGUUAAUAUACACUUGGAUACAUUCACUGCAGAAAAUAAGUAGAAGUCAUUUUUGCAUGAAAAAAUAUAACUGCAAAGCAAUUGUUUACCGCAUUAUUUUUCAGAAUAUUAAAUCUAUCUGUCCAACAUUAAAUUAUCUUAAAUAGACAAGUUAGACUCCAAUUUUACCAUCCAAAAAACAUUACAUUUGCCUCUUCAUUGUUUUUAUUUUUAAUAAAACUGCCAACUAUUCAUAAACACUUCUCAAUUACAGUAUUAAAUUUAAAAUAAAGUUAUAAUAGCCUUUUUCUUAAAUAUUAAGAUUUGGUAAUGUACUAUUACUGAAAAAUCAGUGAAAGUGUUCAUAGGGUCUGAUGUUAUGUUGUUUUAGUAACCAAAUCAUCUGUUGCAACUGGAGAGUAGCAAUGUAGAUGUUAUGCUAUUUAAAAUUCAUGGAACUGCCUCAGGCUCAGUGUGGACAUUAACUUGAGAGUAGCAGCAAUAAAAAGUGCAGUCAAUGAGACUGACAUCCUGAAUAUGACCUCUGACUCUAACAGUUGUAAAGCCAAUUACUUUGCAGUUAAAUAAAAUAAGAAUUGCUUAGAAGGCCAAGCCCUUUCCCCCCAUCCUCCUGUAGGCUUAGGCAUUGAUACUUUAUACCUGUUUGUGUUGUACCUCCCACUCUUUCCUGGAACCUGUGACCACUUUAUCUUAAAAAAGGGGUGGGGGCGGGGCAGUUCAUCUCCCUCCAAGUAGAAUUUCAAAACAUAAUAUUACACUGUGUCCCAGCUUCACUUAGACUUACUCAUGGAGACUUAUUAAGCAUGCCUUGUGUUUAAAGAAGAAUAAUGAUGUGUGAAUGGAAUCAAUCACCUGUUGAAGGGAAGGGUAUCUAUCAAAUGGUAUGGGGAGACAUGCCCUUAAUUGGGUAAAGAUAAAUGUAUUAAGUAUAACUAAUUUGUUGGUGCCGUAGAAAUCUUUCCUUUGGAUUUCUGUAGAUAUGAAAUGUUUUCUUGAGCUCACAUUGGUACUUUUCACUUAUUAGUUUGGUGUAAUUACUGACUUCUAGGAAUUCUGUUUCUGCAUAACAUGUUACUGAAGCACCAUUUCUUAAUUUUAAAAUAUUUUUAUUAAUUUCUUUUGUGGAUUUUUUUAGUUAUUUUUUAAACUAGUUAUCAAACUACUCUAAGCAGUGUGAUUUAAAAAAAUAUAUAUUUGAACAGUAGAUUCAGAGUUUUUUAAUAGUUUGAAGUACAUUAUAUUAAUUAUGCACUCCAGAUUCACUUAAUCAAGCCUGAAUUUGGUCAUAGAACAAGACUAUAAAUUGGGAAUGUUUUCCUAUUUUGGUGGACAAUUCCAGUCUAUAUCCUAAAGACAAUCAUCUUUUUAGGUGUAGUAUUACUUAUUAAGACAUUGGUAACUUCAGGGUUCAGAUUUCUACUUUUCUGGUAGGAUUGUGAAACAAAAGUUAAUAGAUUGAGUGACUAUAUCACUUUCAGAAUGAGAUAGAAAAUUAUAGCUAGCAUUCCUAUAGGUCUGUAGUAAACAAUAUUUAAAACUUUAUGUUACUAAUAUUUUCUCCUUUGAAGCCAUUGUGAACGUCCACUUGUCCGUGACUGAAAGUUAAGAUUUGUAACCCUGACAAUUUGACCCAUAAGUUUUCUCAAACGUCAAGUCAGUCCAAUCAGCCAUUGUAAAAUGUGAAAUGAUUAUAUUAUAAUCCCAAAGUAAAUCCUUCCAAACCAUAGAAAAACAGCCACCAUACUGUAAAAAAAAUCCCAUUCCUACCCUCCUUUGCCUUUUACUGAUUUUUUCCCCCCAAAUUAUGUGUUGUGAAGUUUUAAAAAUCUGCAGGGAAAAUUGCUUUAAAUGUUUUAGGGCAGUAAGAAUUUUUUUUACUAUUCUGGAAAGUGAGGUGUUUCUUUUUUAACUCUUGUUUUUUAUUAAAAAGAUUUUUCAAUAGUUCAGUAAAAUAUUUUAGGACUUUGUGUUUGUGGCUUUUUAUAGUUAUGUGGAUACAUUCCUUUUGCCAUACAGACUAUAUGGCUAAUUCUCCAACUGUUUUUUGUUUUUAAUGUACCUUGCCAUUCGGUGAUCAGAAGGCUUAUAUUUUGGAGUCUUCCUCCAGUUGAAGUAAAUAGGACUUAGGUAAUAGGAAAAGCAGGUACGAUGUCCUAACAUUUUCACAGUAGAGCUUGCAAGGCAAAGAAUUUAUUCAAAUGAGUUAUCUUCAUUGUAUAGCACCAGUACAGAUAGUGGUUUCAUUAAUCGUUGAAUCAGAUGAAGCAGUUAUAAAUCAUUUCUUACUUUGCCCUAAGGAUUAUUGUCAUUUCAGGCCACAUUAUUGUUUUCUCUGAGCAGUUUCCAUUAUAAGAUUGAAUAUCCUUUUUCUUUAUUCAAAUCAUUACUAAAAGUUAAGAUAAUCAAAUAGGAAUUAAAAUAAGUUGUUUGAUCUUUUUUCCCUGAAAAUAAUGGUGAAUCUAUUAUCUGUGUUAUGGAUAUUAUGCAUAAAUACACUUGUCUCAAUGAUAGCAGAAUUACAUUUGGAGAAUAUAAUUACUUGAUUUUCUAGUGGUGUGAAACACUUUAAAAAUUGUGCUUGUCUGUAACUGAAAUGUUAUAGAAUUGUAACACUAUAAGGAUUAAUAGAGUUAUAUUUAUUAGCUCUCCUCAAGAGAUUGAAGCACAGUAAUUUUCACGUAACACUUCUUAUCCAAGUGCUGCAAAUCUAUCGUGCAAAUAAUGAAGCUUUUUGGUUGUCUAUAUAGCUAUUCACAAAUCACUGUAAUCCUUGAGAUGUAGUCUUGUUGCUCAUUUGUAUUAAAUUUGGGGUAUUGUGGGUUAAUACUUUACAACAAAAUCCAUCAACUCAGCUCUGUAUGACAGCAAACCAUUGGAUUCAUUAGUUUUAUAUGUGUUAUCAGUAGAAUAAAUUUGAAGGGGCUGUUUAUUACCAGUGACUAAGGGCAAAAAUUAUAUUGUCAAUAUCAUUUGACUUGAACAUUUGUAGUAUUGUAAAAGUCUUCUGUUGUGUUUCUACAUUGCUUAAGCCAUAUAUAUUCUUAAGAAUGUUUUCCUGCUGUGUUCCUUUUCAGCAGCCUUUUUCUGCUUUGUCUCUUGUGGUUGAUACUUUCAUAGACUUUAGAAAUUGAGAAGUUAUUUAAACAUUUUCUUGAGUUCAUCACUUUCGACUCUUGUAUUGGUAUGUGAUUUGUCAUAAAGGAUAGUAAGCCUUUCACUAAUUACACUAAAUAAAUUUCAGAGUAAACACUGUGAUUCUGCAGAGCGGAUUCAGUAGGCCCUUCUUUUUCUUAUAUUUUCUUCUGUUACACGGUGCCUACCAUCGUGAAGGUACUCAAUACUAGAGGAUGGAAAGUUAAACGUGUUGUUUUUAUGUUUAUUGAAUAACAAGGUUCAGAACAUUUAAUUUUUGUUGUCAGUGUAUUGACAUUUUUGCAUUGAUAAAUGUUCUCUAGGAAUUGACUACAUUCAUAGGGUGUGAACUCUUGUAAAUGAUUUUGUAUCUUGAAUCCACGUAUAUACUAAGUGUAUCAUCAGUAUAAAAAUAAACAUUAUUUGCUUAAA
Messenger RNA from Manis pentadactyla (Chinese pangolin), 10713 nucleotides. RefSeq names its product suppressor of cancer cell invasion (gene SCAI). Gene Ontology annotation, cellular component: nucleus. Gene Ontology annotation, molecular function: transcription corepressor activity. Lineage: Eukaryota; Metazoa; Chordata; Mammalia; Pholidota; Manidae. The record is from RefSeq and is a predicted model, not a curated record. The transcript is spliced from 18 exons. The coding region runs from base 123 to 1943 and encodes 606 amino acids. Gene Ontology annotation, biological process: DNA-templated transcription.